Oryza brachyantha (malo sina) is the source of this 1346-nucleotide messenger RNA. RefSeq lists its product as uncharacterized. Lineage: Eukaryota; Viridiplantae; Streptophyta; Magnoliopsida; Poales; Poaceae. The transcript has 5 exons. Gene Ontology annotation, cellular component: intracellular membrane-bounded organelle. Bases 652 to 1176 code for a protein of 174 amino acids. The record is from RefSeq and is a predicted model, not a curated record.
AAGAGUCCCCUUCCAUUAAUUCCAUUUCCCACCUCAACUGUUGUCUUCAUUUGAGGGAGAGAUUCAGACACGAACAACCACACUCCUGCCUCAAAUCAAUCGGUUGCCUGAUUCUUUUUUGUCAGAUUCAGAUCUUGCCAAUGGGCUAGGAUCGAUUUCGUCCGCUCCCAUCUUUGCAAAAGAAAAAAAAAACUUUUCCGCGCAAGCAAUUCAAACCCAAACCCAAACCCAAAAAGGUGGGGCCUUUCUUCCGAUUGAAGUCACCCGCUCAAAAUCCAUCCCUCCGUCUCCUCUGCAAGCUGGGAUUGCUGUGUUUUCCCCGUUUGUUGGAUUUGGUUUUGCAUCCCUGCUGCAAGGCCAGGCGUUUCUUGGCUCUCGAGGGCAGGAUUUGAUCCUUUGCAGCGGCAGCAGAAGCAGGUGGUGCUCCUGGUUUCUUGGUGCCGCAUUUCUCGUCGUCAAGCCGUGCCGGUGAAGAGAACCUCCAUCUUUGCGUGUGCAUCAUCGCUGCCGCAGAUCGGCGGAAUCCAUCUCUGAGCCGUACAUCGGCAUCAGCUUCAUCGGCGACCGGCGACGCGAGUUUCCCCUCCGGCCCCCUCUCCUGCUUCUUUUCCCCUAUCCAAAGGCCACCAAAAGUUUGGCAAGAAAAAGAAAAUGUCGUUUUUUACGAGGAUUGGCGUUUGGCCAUGGAUUCAGAACAGGAUCGUUGAUCCCGUGAUGCAAGUAAUCAGAAGGGGAGCAGAGCCAAAGCAGCUGGCUUUCUCUGCUGCUCUUGGUGUGACCCUUGGGAUCUUUCCGAUAUGUGGAACCACUGUUAUUCUUUGUGGAGUUGCAAUAGCAAUGUUGGGAAGCCGUUGCAAUGCUGUAACUGUCAUGGUUCUAAAUUUCGCUGUUACUCCUGUUGAGCUGAGCUUGAUUGUCCCUUUCUUGCGUUUCGGAGAAGUAAUCACAGGCAGUGGGCACUUCCCUUUGACGGCAGAUGCAUUCAAGAAGGUUAUCACUGGACAGGCCUCAAAGGAUGUGAUGCUCAGCAUUGUCCAUGCGAUGCUUGGGUGGCUGAUCUCUGCACCGAUCGUGCUGGCUGCACUGUACAUGGUUUUCAUCCCUUUCUUCAAGUUUCUGGUCGACAAGUUUGGUGGCGUUCCGUCGAGCCCAAGGACACCGAUCAAGUUAGUGUAGCCAUUUUGUGGUUCUUUCACUGCUGCAAGUAAUCUGACUAAUACAAGGUUUUCUGAAGCUGUAUAUAUCAAUAGUAUGUGAUGUCCUCAGAUUGAAAUUGGUCCCUGCAACAUUUUGCUGGGCCGUCCUGGACGCAUGUGAAUAAAAUCGAUCUUCAGAGGCAUAUGAAA